Molecule: messenger RNA, 1354 nt
Organism: Lycium ferocissimum
Lineage: Eukaryota; Viridiplantae; Streptophyta; Magnoliopsida; Solanales; Solanaceae
Exons: 3
Coding region: 86-592 (168 amino acids)
Source: RefSeq, a predicted model, not a curated record
UUGAUGAGAUGCAAACUUUCCAAGUGCCCGGUGGGUUUCCCCUCCCGAAGCAUUCUGGAGAAUUUAUGAAUUCAACUUGAGUGAAAUGCAACCUCCAGUCAUCAACCUACAACUACAUUUCCCUGGAAAACACUCAGUUUUUUAUUGGAAGAAGCAAAAUUUGCAAAACAUCAUCGCAUGGGAUGGCAUCAGGCAAACCAUGCUGACCGAGUAUUUCAAGAUGUGCUCCAUUGACCCUGAAGCACGUACAUACCUUUAUAGAGAAUUCCCUAAGCAUUAUGUUUGGAAUCCUCAGGGAAAGGCUUGGACGAAAAGAAAAACAAGAUUUGUAAUUGGUCGCAUUGCAACCGCUAAUCCUAAGGCAGGGGAAAGGUAUUAUAAACGGUUAUUACUAAACCAUGUAAGAGGACCAUCAUCAUUCAAGGACUUACUCGCUGUCAAUGGAAGGCAAUGUGAGACCUUUAAAGAAGAAGACAAAGAAAGAGGGUUAUUAGAAUCAGACAACAGCAUAUCAGAAGCUUGGGAGAGGCUGUUCUAUUCAAAAUGCCAUCAGCCCUACAAGUUUGUUUGCAACAAUUCUGGUUCACUGUAACCCCACCGAUGUCAGAAAACUAUGGGAUACUUAUUUUGAGGAUAUGUCUGAGGACUUCAGCAGGAUACAUGACAACUCACCCAACGCGAUACUGCGAUGUACGCUAAAGGAUAUUAAUUACUACUUGGAAAGUAUGGGCCAAAGCAUCAACGUAUAUGACCUGCCCCGCCUUGAUCAACAGUUGGCCGAAGUUGUCCCAACAGAAUGUACAGAAGUGGCUGAAGAAAUGUCCGUGCAAAUACCCAAAGAAGAUUUUGAUGCACAAUCAAGUCUAAAUCCUGAACAAGAGCAAGCUUUCAAAAUAAUAUUGCGGGCGGUGGAUUGUGGAAGGGCAGGAUUAUUCUUUGUCGAUGGACCUGAAGGAACUGGAAGAACGCACCGUGCAUUGCUGGCCAACGUUAGAUCAAGACGUAUGAUUGCCUUGGCAACAACAACCAGUGGCGUAGCAGCUUCAAUUUUACUGGGAGGAAUCUCACUCGAGGUUUGAGAUUCCCCUUCAAACAAAUGAAUCGUCCAUGACAAAUAUGUUAAAACAAAGUGGUGCUGCAAAAUUGAUUAGAAAAGCAAAACUACUUAUAUGGGAGGAAGCGCCGAUGGCCAAGUGGCAAACAAUAGAAACAGUUGACAGGAGCUUUAGAGAUAUAAUGGACAUUGAUAAACCUUUUAGCGGGAAAGUCAUGGUUUUUGGAGGAGAUUUCCGUCAGGUAUUACCAGUUGUUCCAAAAUCUACAAGAGCAGAAAUUGUUAAUGAAAGCUAGUGAA